Molecule: messenger RNA, 4370 nt
Organism: Sphaeroforma arctica JP610
Lineage: Eukaryota; Ichthyosporea; Ichthyophonida
Product: CMGC/CDK protein kinase
Exons: 10
Coding region: 134-4207 (1357 amino acids)
Biological process (GO): protein phosphorylation
Cellular component (GO): nucleus
Molecular function (GO): cyclin-dependent protein serine/threonine kinase activity; ATP binding
Source: RefSeq, a predicted model, not a curated record
UUGCAAGUACAUACCACAGCCACAGCGAGUAUACAUAUACGGCUAUAACCUGAUGGUUCUCUAAGCAGAUACCCUGGCAAACACCACACUCAACCUUUGCCCCCAUUGUGUGCUUAAGCCUGAAAGAACAGUCAUGCCGUCGCACAAGACAGCGUGUGAGAGUGGCACAGCCACACCCGGCAGUUCGGUAGACAGCAGCGGUGGGCCCAAGAUACGCCUACGAUUCUCGCGCACUCUGAUCACAGACGCGAAGAAACUCCGCGCCAUCCACGAGGAGUGUACCAAAUCGGGGGCAGGGACGCCCUCAAUCAGCGAGGACAGGACAGAGGCACCCUCAACUAUCGAGGACAGGACAGGGGCACCCUCAACCAACGAGGGCAGGACAGGGACAGGGGCACCCUCAACCCAAGCCCAGCCGGUCAUUCAUCAGGUUGAUGGAGAACAUACCGAGGAUGUGGGUGGUGUGGGUGAGAGGCGCUCACGCGUGCCUGCGGAUGGCACCUCAUCGGUGGAGUUGGUGAGGACGGGUGAGUUGCGACUGACCUUCCGUAUCCCCGGCAACACGGUGGAGACUGCUUCGGCCAAACACACCCCCGCCACCCAGCCUACUAGUAGCAGUAGUAGCAGCAGCCCCACCCAGGCCAAACACACCCCUAAUCCUACCAAGCCACGCGCACGCACACCUACACCCACGCCUGUGCCUGCGCCGAAGCCUGGGGUGGCCACGUCGCAAGGGCUUAAACGGCGGCAUGACGGAAUAAGCCCCAGCACCAGCACCGGCAGUAUCAAGGGUGUGGCGGCUAAACGCCCGAACUACGACAGCUGGGAGAAGCUGGUAAGUCGGCCCAGCUCGGCGGAGCCACGUAAACCACCCCUGCCAGGGGUAGAUAAGGCUGUGGCGGUAGUAGGUAAACCGCCUGUGAAGGGGACUGGGGCGUUGGGGGCAAAAGCCCUGGCGGCCAUGUGCAACGGGACGGGUGCAGGGAACGGGGGCACUCAGGGCCAUACAGCCACGGCUGGUACGGCUGCUGGUGUAAUACGCCGGGUGUCUGGGGGAGCCGUUGGUGGCAACCGCCAGACCUCAGCAAGUGUUGGUAGUGUCCAGAGCGACGUGCCCGGUGCUGCUGGGGGUGUGCCAAGCCACGUGCCUGGUAGUACGGCCGGCACAGUGAGACCGACAUCCGCCCACACGGCUGGUGCUAAAGACCAUACUCAAGGCCACACCCACAGCAAGACCCAUAUUUCAGGGCAUACUACCGGUCCUAAAAAAAGCCUUGCGGACAGUACCAGUGCUUCAAGAUCAGUCCGGUCUUUGGAGUCGGGGGAGAUACCCCCGUCAGGCCAGUCGGCUGUGGCGACCUCGCCCCAAACACUGCCGUUAAAGGACUCGCACGAGAACGGUCAUAGUGUGCGGGGUAAAGCACCUACUACUGCGACUGUGCCACGGUCUACGCGUUCACUUGAAUCUGGGGAACUAUCUUCAACCACUACACAUGCACACGUAUCGUCUAUAAAGUACACACACGCACACGCACACGGACGGGAUGGGCGGGACAAGCACCACAGCGCCGACCAGACCCAACACUCACACAGCCACGGCGACGGGCGAGAGCGUACACGCGCACACGACACACACCGUCACCACAACGAACGGUCACAUACACAAGACCCUACACGCACACAGAGCACAGGCGAGGCGGUGGCUGCGGCAAGGCACUCGACUCACUCGCACGCCCACCGCAGCAAGUCUCACGGGGGGCAUCACCGCCACGGCCCCCACCCAUAUAACAGGACAGGUGCAGGGACAAGUACUGAACAUCUGGCCAAACACCAGUCUACUACCAGGGCAAGGCUGUCCUCGCGGUCGCCCCCCAAAGGGCCGGACGUCCCCGCGGGAGCACUAGCUGUACGCACACACACGCGAGAGUCUAGUACAUCCACAGCACCACCCACACCUCAAACCCUAAAACGCACACACACACACGAGGCUGGUACAUCCACAGUAUCACCCACACCACCACCACCCCCUCCUCCUCUCCCUGGGACAGCACCCCCCUCGCCUGAGGCUGCACCCCCUCCCCCACCCCCUCCCCCUGACUCGGCCCCACCCCCUCCCCCACUACCCGACAAUGGGAAUGGGCCGUCAGGACAACAGGCUACAGGGGGGCCUACUACCACACACGCACACACCCAACCAACUCACAGGAUCAUCAAGGCGGUGGUCAGACCUGCGCAGGCUAUAAAUAGACCACCCGUGCGGCAGGCGGUAGGUAACCACUGGCCCAAUAAGGCAGGACAUCCGACAAAUGGGUCCAAUCACAUGGCCCCGCCCCCGCCCCCGCCUCUAGAACCACCACCCGCUACACCACCCGUACCCAAACCCAACCAAGCCCCAAACCCAAGCCCAGCGGAAGCACCCAGAAACCCCCUCAAACUGUCCUCGAAUAGCACAAUGAGGAUCAAAAAACGAGAUCCGGGGGCAAAAGGGGGCGCGACUGUGGUGACGCAUAUGCCGUUCAAGCCACGCCACCCAAGAGCCACCGGGUGUCUGAAGAACCCGCAUCAUUUAGGACUCGCCUCAGAAUAUAGGAAACUGGGUCUGGUCGGCAAGGGGACGUUUGGUGAGGUCUGGAAAUCAAAGGAUUUGGACGACCCCAGCAAGUUCGUGGUGCUUAAAAAGAUCUUGGAAGAGACUGAGGUGGAAGGGUUCCCUAUCACUGCCUUGCGGGAGAUCAUGCUCAUGCAGAGACUGGAGCAUAAGAACAUACUGCACGCGAAACGUGUGGUCUACAAUCCGCCAAAAGCUGGCAAAGACAAGUACGGCAAUGAGCUCAAGUCCACCUUCUACAUGGUAUCGUCGUGGAUGGACCAUGACCUGGCGGGGCUACUCAACAGAGGCAAAGCGUUUUCCGUGGCGCAGAUUAAGUGCUUGUUCAAACAGCUGCUGGUGGGGCUGGACUUCCUGCACGUUAGGAAGAUACUGCAUCGCGAUAUAAAGUGUGCCAAUAUACUUGUUAAUUCGGCCGGACUGCUGAAGAUAGCUGAUUUUGGGCUCGCCAGGACGUUUGAUGACAAACAGCUCAAGAAUGGCCUAACCAACCGAGUGGUCACGCUAUGGUACCGUCCGCCUGAACUGCUCCUGGGUGAGCGUAUGUACGAUACAAAGAUAGACAUGUGGGGUGCUGGGUGUGUGCUGGGAGAGAUGGCCAAUACCGCACCACUGAUGAAAGGCAACUCGGAGAUAGAGCAGCUAGACUGCAUCUUCAAGCUGUGUGGCACCCCCAACGCAGACAACUGGGCCGGCGGGACCGAACUCGAAGUCUUCCAACACACCUGCAAGAACUGGGUGCAGUACCCGUCCAUGCUGUGGCAGGAGUUACGCAAACUCAAACAAGACACUGACGUCACGCAGCCCAGAAAGAACGAGAAGAUGGAACCAGGCCGAAUGGAACCGUUUGUGCAUAUCAUGGAGGGGUUAUUGUGCCUAGACCCGAGGAAACGUCUGUCGGCGAGUGAUGCUUUAGACCAUAUAUUCUUCUGGACGGAUCCUAACCCCUUGGAGCCUGAAGAAAUGGGCCUACACGAUGUAGCCUCUAGCCAUGAGUUGCGAGUGGGCAUCGACAAACAGAACCACCCCACACAAUUCCCGCCGAUUAAAAUACCCAUCAAGAUCCGCUCGACUUAUCCCCUGGGCGGUGUUUUGGUGAACAAAAUGACUGGAGAGGUGGAAGUGUAUGAGCACAAUCGAAACAGGCCAAAUAACCCACACCAGAAUCGACCAGGAGGUGUUGGACAUCCAUACCGUCCAAUGCAUAGCAACGUCGGGCAAAUAAACCAAGUUCAGCGGCCGAUAAACCCCGGUCAAAGGUUGCGUGGGCCAUCCAAGCCCAACCAACAGCACCAGGGGUUGGAUCGACGCCGCUUACAACAGCAGCAGCAACCCAAUCGGUAUGGCCCAGGUGCACCCCGGCCCUACAAACCACUCAACACAGGUGCAGGUGCAGGUACUGGGGGGGGUAUCAGCAAUGUUAAGCCGGCUAUUGGUGGGUAUGGAUAUGCAAACGGGCAAGGUAGUCGACCGGAUGCCAGGGGGAAAGGGCCGGAUAUGAAUUCCAAUGCGAGUGCGAGUGUCAAAUCAGCCCCGACGACGGGGUGGGUGCCUCAGCCGUACAGACCGCGCAACUACAACCCACUCAACGGGCCUUGAGGAAAGAUUAGUAAUGUUAUUGUAUCUAUAUGUCCGGAUCUCUUUGGGGACAUGGGGGGCGGAUCGGAGGUAUAAUUUAGACUUAGUACAGACAACCAAUAAAUUAGUUAUGACGGGGUGAUACAAACACCCGAACCCAAACAAUGAACACGAUAAAACUGGU